GAUGUCGGAUCAACUACCCUGUCAAGCUAAUUUGCUUAGCCUGGCCCGAGUUUGAACUCACACUCCGGACUCCGGAGUUGGUCCAUCUGAUGCCUUUCCAGCAAACUUAUUAAAGAGGGCCCGAGAAAGAUGAGCCUCUAAAAAAGUAGCUUUUCUGGUUCUUCUCGUGGCAGUUGCCGUGCAGAGCGGGCGAUCGUGGUGGUGGCUACGGCGGCAGCUUCUGCGAUGGAGGAGACUGGAGAGACGCAGAGACUCAUUAUUUCGGUCUAGAUUAACGAGGACGUGAGGAUAAAGUUUGGCAUUAUCUGAUUUUUCUAUAUUAUUCCUGCUUUGUGCUCCACCACACCACACCCCCUCUAUUUCUCCCUGUACUUUUGUUUUCUCCGAGACGUUGAUUUUCGGUUUUGCGUCACCUUCGUACCGGUCCCUGAUCUCUUCUAGAAUCCCCCGAGAAUUUUGUGACUUCCGACGAGUUUGUCCCACAAUCGGCACAUGAACCCCUCUCUCUUCCUUUACAUUGUGAUACUAUUUUUAUUGUAUUACGUUCUAGAUCUGCGUAGCUUUUGAAAGUUCUCGCCCUUCUUUGAAGAAAUAUGGUUGAUAAAGUGCUUCAGUGUUAGGAUCGGUCUUUCGCAUUUGAAAUCGAAGACAGAUCUCUCGGGUUGCUUGUGAUCAGAAGAGAUAAUUGAUUUCAACAAGUUCUGUAGCAUAUGUGAUUUUGAAGGUUUUGAGUGGAGAUUGCAACUAAUUUUCUCCAUUUGCGAUUCUGAAGUGUAACGAUGGCGUUUAAGGCCAUUAUUGGUAAAGUAACUGGGAGAAGGCACAUGCGACGCCGUGGGCAGUCUCACAUUGCUCCUGAGGCGUCCGCGGCUCCAUCUUCUGAUUUGUUCGAACAGAGUCAGUGGGCAAACAUGCCCCCUGAACUGCUCCUUGAUAUUAUUCACCGAGUAGAAGCCAGCGAGACUUCCUGGCCUGCCAGGAGGGAUGUCCUUGCCUGUGCCUCUGUAUGUAAGUCGUGGAGGGAGAUCACGAAGGAGAUCGUUAAGACUCCUGAGGAAUGUGGGUGUCUCACUUUUCCCAUCUCUCUAAAGCAGCCGGGCCCAAGAGACUCUCCAAUCCAAUGUUUUAUCAAGAGGGAGAGAGCCACUUCCACAUAUCGAUUGUACCUUGGUCUGAGUCCUGCUCUGUCGGGUGAUAUGAGUAAAUUAUUAUUAGCAGCAAGAAAGAUCAGAAGGGGAACAAGCAUAGAGUUUUUGAUAUCAUUGGUUGGAGAUGAUUUUUCUCGAACAAGCAAUACUGUUGUUGGAAAGUUGAAGUCUAAUUUUCUGGGUACAAAAUUCAUCAUUUAUGACAAUCAGCCUCUGCAUGACCCUGCAGUACAAUCCAAUUAUGGGGCACUUUUUAAAGUACACUCAAACCAGGUAUAUCCUAGGGUAUCUGCGAGUAAUUGUAGGGUGGGCACCAUAUCUUAUGAGCUCAACAUUCUUCGUACAAGAGGCCCAAGGAGAAUGCAGUGCACCAUGCAUGCAAUACCCUUUUCUGCAAUUCAAGAAGGAGGCACUGCUCCAACUCCAGUGGAGUUCCCAAAUUGCCAAGCUUUGCAUUUACCUUCCUCACCAGUAUUGGAAGGAAACAAGCAAUUUGUUGGAUUCAGCUCUACAUGCCUCAGUGAGCAACAAGAAUCAGUCCGCCGGACAGAUCCUCUGGUUUUGAAAAACAAAGCCCCUAGAUGGCAUGAGCAACUGCAGUGUUGGUGCUUAAAUUUCAAAGGACGUGUUACAGUGGCUUCUGUGAAGAAUUUCCAGUUGGUUGCAGCCACAGAUUCUUGUGAAAAUGUUCCUGCUGCAGAACAAGAAAAAGUAAUUCUGCAAUUUGGAAAAAUUGGGAAAGAUAUUUUUACCAUGGAUUAUCGAUAUCCCCUCUCCGCUUUCCAAGCCUUUACAAUCUGCUUGAGCAGUUUUGACACUAAACCAGCAUGUGAAUGACUAUUCUUCCUUCUUCCUGGGCAAUGAGGUCUCAUAAACAUUUGGUUGUAUAUAAUCUAUUUCAAGGGAGCAGUUGAUCUUAUGCCUUUUUGAUCAGGGAGUGUCUUUCUUCUGCUGGCACUUUUAGAUGUAAUUGCUGAAACCUGCAUUGUGCAGUGUGUUGGAGAAUCUAUUUAGCUACCAAAAGACAAUUAUGCCACAGAUUUCUUUACUACCUGAUUCCAUGGCUCUGGAAAAAAUGUUUUUAACUGUUUUUCACUUUGCAGUUAAUCAAAGAUGCUUGUAGUUGUAUAUUAUAAAUCUUAUGAACUGAAUCUUGAUAUAUAAUUCAAGAUUACACUGCUUGAGAACAGCUUA
Molecule: messenger RNA, 2342 nt
Organism: Tripterygium wilfordii
Lineage: Eukaryota; Viridiplantae; Streptophyta; Magnoliopsida; Celastrales; Celastraceae
Product: tubby-like F-box protein 5
Exons: 5
Coding region: 780-1985 (401 amino acids)
Molecular function (GO): protein binding
Source: RefSeq, a predicted model, not a curated record